Messenger RNA from Bombyx mori (domestic silkworm), 8492 nucleotides. RefSeq names its product cell adhesion molecule DSCAML1. NCBI's taxonomy places the organism in Eukaryota, Metazoa, Arthropoda, Insecta, Lepidoptera, Bombycidae. The record is from RefSeq and is a predicted model, not a curated record. Bases 231 to 5216 code for a protein of 1661 amino acids. The transcript has 37 exons. Gene Ontology annotation, molecular function: protein binding. Gene Ontology annotation, biological process: cell-cell adhesion.
CGCGUUCGGUACUCUCGCGCGAUCUCAUCUCCGCGUCCCCACUCGGAUGCUGCGGCCGUUGUCGCGAGUUUAAUUAUGCUCUCUCUCGAAUACUUUGACAGUCUUGUAAAAUUCAUAGCAAUUAUGUAAUUUACACUUUUUCGAAGAUAGUUAUUUAGUGUACAAUGAAACUUUAUUUUUGAACUUAGUUGUUAUGGCGAAAAAAAAAGUUUUCUGAAGUCAAAUGCAGAAUGUUGAAAUUAAUUUUAAUAUUAGGGGCGCUCUCGCCGGCUCUGUAUUGUUCGUGCUCUGGUCCGGAGCUGGCUGCACCGGCCCCCCCGGCUAUCUCCCCCCCGCCGCCCGACGUAAAACGAUGUCGACGAAUGGCGGCGAGUGAGUCGGGGGUGGGGAAGCUCCGUGGUAUGGGCGUCGAGAACAAAGCAAGAUACGUCUCGCGGAGUUCACACGGCGGAGGAAAACGUUAUUCUCUUUGUUUAAGAAACGAAAACACGGGACUGAUGAAUAAGGAACAAAACGUCAACAGUUCAGCGGGACUUGCCAGCGAAACAGUAAUCAAAGAGGAAGCUAGGAAUGCGGGAAUUAAUACAAAACCGGAUGAAAUUAGUUUAUCCGAAUGCAGUACUCUACUUGUGUGUAAGCCACCACGACCAGUGAGAAAGAAUCGUCUUUUCAAAGUAAUGAAAAAUAUACUUUUUAGAUGCGACGUUUCUGAUACAGAACACUUGUUGGUUCACCGGCGGAGAAAUGUAACACGAUGCUCGUUAGUGAGGAAAACGGGCAAUGUACUCCCGUUAAAACGAAAACGCUUAAAACGUUCUUCAGAUUCUCGUCCCGAGCUGGUGUAUACGUUUAUUGAGCAAGCGGUACAGCCUGGAGCGCAGGUGGCUUUAAAAUGCUCGGCAGUGGGCGAGCCUCCCCCAAGGUUCAAGUGGACAGUGGACGGUCAGGCGAUACCAUCACAUCACGGAGCGUCAAUAACUGAAGGCAGAGAAUCUGGGCCGUCUAGUUUAGGUCCCAGUAACAACUACGUGCUGUCCACUUUGUCUCUGAGCAGUGCCAGGGUUGAGCACGGCGGGAGAUACGAAUGUCGCGCCACCAAUAAUCACGGAAGUGUCGCUCACGCAGCGAGAUUGAAUGUUUACGGUCCCCCCUACAUCCGAGCUAUGAAUCCCGUGAAGGCCGUCGCCGGAACUGAAGUAACCAUUUGGUGUCCCUAUUACGGAUUCCCUAUAGAUUCAGUGAAAUGGGAGGGAGGCGCCGGCAUAGAUCCGCGGUACCCGCAGUCAGAUGGCCAGUUGACGAUAACAAACGUUGAUUGGAAUAGAGAUAAAGGAAGCUGGGUUUGUUCAGUUCUUACUCCUGGUGGAGAGCUGGCUAGGCGGGAGGUACAAAUAACAGUGGUAUCGCCGCCGGUAUUAUCGCCAAUUGUGUUUCCGCCAGGACUUAGAUCGGGAGAUAGAGCUCAACUAACUUGCACGGUUACAUCUGGAGAUAUGCCCGUUUAUUUUUCCUGGUUAAAAGAUCAAAUCCCAAUUUCAAGUGCACUUCAGGUAGAUGAAAGAGGAGCAGAAUUUUUCAGUAUGCUCCUAUUCAAGAGUUUGACUGCUGCACACAGUGGUACUUACACUUGUGUAGUCACGAAUACAGCUGGAAAAGCUAAUGUCUCUGUGGAAUUAGCUAUCAAAGUUCCCCCGUAUUGGCAAAUUGAACCUUCAGAUGCUGCAGUGCUAUUAAACGGAUCGCUGACCGUUAGUUGUGAAGCACGUGGCCAUCCACCACCAAAUAUAUACUGGACUAAAUUUUCGGGUAGUACCGAAACUUCAUUAGGUGGAGUAUCGGACCCCGUCGUUUUGACAAAUGGAUCUUUGAGAUUAGAAUCAGCGCGAGCGGAACAUUCUGGAAAGUACCGUUGCAGGGCUGACAAUGGUGUCGCUCCACCCUUAUCUAAAACUCUUAAUAUACAUGUUAAUGAGCCAGCAAGAUUUGAAAUUCAGUCAAUCAACGUUACGGCGAAGCUUGGUGAAACGGUGAGGUUAGCAUGCGUAGCUCGUGGAGAUAGCCCCCUGUCUACGGCGUGGAGUCAUUCCGGAAGAGCUCUACCGAACUCAGACUACAGAAUGAGUAUUUCAGAAACAAGGAGCACUGAGGGAUUGAGAAGUGAAUUAGUCAUAGAGAGAGCUGAUCGUAGAGAUUCUGGAGUGUAUCGAUGCCAAGCUUCUAAUCCUUUCGGUAGAUCGGAUCAUUUUGUGCAUCUCGCCGUUCAAGAACCACCAGAACCGCCAUCUAAUUUUCGAGUUUUGGAUACAACUUCACGCUCUGUUCGGUUGCAAUGGAGAAGACCGUACGAUGGAAAUUCUCCAGUUUUGGGCUACGUCGUUCAGUAUAGAAAACAUGAUUCCACAAGUUCGGAUCUAUGGAGAGAUGCCGAGACCCAUAAUGUUACAGUAUCUGUGCAAAGCGGUAAUUCCUACUCUGAGACCGAAAGCGCGACGAUAAAUGGGUUGGAACCAGCUACACCUUAUUUGGUUAGAGCGCGCACUGUUACAGCGCAGUUUGCUUCAGCACAUACGCGAGCCUUACUUGCGUUGACUUUACAUGAGCCUCCAUCACGGACUCCGAUUAAUUUGCGUGCGUCUACUCCUAGACCUUCUACAAUUGAAUUGAGUUGGCAGGCGCCACCUGCUUCUUCGUGGAAUGGAGAAUUAUUAGGAUACACCGUAUGGUGGUGGGCAUCAGCUGAUGGCUCAUUAUCGGGUGGUGCUGUGGGCAUGGAGUUUGCCACUGUUCGAGGACAGGUUACAAAAUAUAUUAUAGAGGGUCUUGAGCACUAUACACGGUAUUCUGUUAGUGUACGAGCUUUUAAUAGCGCUGGAGCCGGUCCAGCAUCGGCGCCAGUUAAUACUCUAACGCAAGAAAACGUACCAUCCGAAGGUCCCCGUGGCGUCAGAUGUCGUGCAGUUUCACCACAAAGUUUGAAAGUUGAAUGGUCCCCUCCUCCUGCCCAUUCACACAAUGGUGGUUUGAUCGGCUAUAAAUUAAUUUAUCGGCCAGAGCAUACGACAGAGUGGCUUGAGUGGGAGGUGCGUGCUGGUGGGGGCUCUAACGCAGGACCGGGUGCUGAAGUCAAAAGGGUAUCUGCUGUUGAAACCCUGCUAUUGGCUUUGAGACCACACACAAAUUACACUAUUCAAGCAUUAGCUUAUACUAAUGUUGGAGACGGUGUUCCCGCUCAUCCAGUUCAUUGUAGCACCCAACAAGAUACUCCUGGACCACCCGCAGCUGUUAAAGUUGUACCCACUUCAGUAACGUCAUUAGCCAUUAGUUGGUUACCACCUAAUCGCCCGAGCGGUCCUAUACUUUACUACACAGUGUUUUAUAGAGAGCUUGGCAGGGACAGACCCCCGCAAACUACAACUGUCCAAACGGACGAUAGUGAGUUUAUGGUCGGAUUAGGAGGAUCGACAGAACUAAGAGCUUUAGCCGAAGGAGCUACCUAUGAGGCUUGGGUGGCAGCUCAUUCUGUAGUAGGAGAAGGAGAGCCGUCUGCUCCGCAACCUGCAACAACGACUUCUAGAGCGGGAGCUAGAUUGCUGUCGUUCGGAGUGUGGGUUCGAGUACAGUGUGGUCAUCCAUUGAGGUUAGCAUGUGCUUGGCGCGGGGAACCGGCUCCAAGAGCGCGAUGGUUACGAGGGGACAGGCCGGUCACAUAUGACCCGAGGGCUACACUCACUCCUCAUGGACAUCUAGCAAUACAUGAAGUGGAUGCUUCUACGAGCGGUAACUACACUUGCUCAGCUCGUAAUUCGUUUGGUUCUGAAGAAGUGACGUAUCGCGUUGAAUGUGCCAGUCCGCCACUACCUCCUACGCUCACAUUGGACUACGUGGCGCAUAAAGAGGCCAAACUCUCCUUGAAAACAACACAUCAUCCAUCGGCACCUCCUCACGGUUUCACGAUCUGGUGGUUACGUGUGAGAGACGAUUUGAACGACGGAACUGAACAGACGAAUACACGAGGCGAAGAAGAAAGAAGAUUAGAAACUGGCGGUGAAGUUGUUAGUGUGGUGCUAAGGGCGUUGUCUUGUGGUGCUGUGUAUUCAGUCCGAGCUGUGGCCCAUUCUAGAGCGGGACCCUCAUCGUUUUCAGCACCGCUGUUGGUGCGAACUAAACCACCAGUUUUAGUUUGGGAAGGAGGAGGGGAGCUUGACAAUCCAGAGGAACUUGCUGAAGCAGCUGUUUGGAGUAAUAGCAGCGCGUUAGCUAUAGAUGCUCGUAGGGCUGUACGAUGCGGGGCUCGUCUAGUGAGGCUGCAGUGGAGGAGGGCUGAUGCUGCGGGCUCAGCUGCUUGGAGAGACGCUGAUCUUACCUCAUUGCACCACCACAGGGAGGUGGUGAUCGGUGACCUCACCGCCGGAGCCUGGUAUGGACUGCGUUUGUGGACGGCCACUGAAUCUGCCAGACACCAAGCUACAAUAUAUGCGGCUACUACUACGCAUUCUGGAGAGCGUCUACGUCGUCCCGUGGCAUUUCUCUCGGAAGGACCUCAGGUGACCACCGCCGGCUCCAACGCGGACACUGAGAGAGUUCUUGGGGCUGUGUCGUUAGCGUUUGCCGCACUAGCCGCGCUUGCUGUCACAGCCCUAUUGCUUGUCCUUGUCGCGAAACGAAGCAUGCUGUGGCCUUGCUCUGGUCAAACCGAGGAAGAAGUCCGACGCUGUAACCACUCAGUCGGCAGCACUGAUAAAUCGGUCUGCCCAGAACAGCAAAACAUACGGAAUUGUCAGCACGAUUACAAACACGACAAACUAUCGCCAGCGUCUGACGUAUACGAGAUAAGUCCGUAUGCGACGUUUGCUGUGGGUGGCGAGGCCGCGACCGCGACCCUGGACCACACGUUGCAGUUCCGCACGUUCGGGCAUCGCGACAACGAUGCUCCCCCCCACAGACCGUGCAGAAAGCAUCCUCAAAGACAUCGAGAUAGACCUGAAGUUGAGAAGCAUCAUUCAGAUUGCGAAUUGCAACAGUUGAGUCGAUACGAGAAAGUUAGACCGCGGCACUGCGCUGGUACAUCUUACUGUGUACCACUUUCCCAUCACGGUGGGGGCAGCGGCGGUGGUGGUGGCAGCGGUGGUGGGUUUUCGGAAGUGUACGCGGGUGAUUCCAGCGUGGAGUCGGGGCCGGGGUCACUCUCACCUCGCACGCACCUCGAGCACAGCUAGCGCCACCCUCACAGCCAAGCGAUACCACGAACUAUACGUUCAAAUUAAAAACUCCGUUGACAUCUCUGACAUAAUCGUGACAACUCUGGAUAUCAAACACGAAAUAAACCUAUCAAGAACUGAUUUUAAUCAUCACAUAAACAUUUUAUAGCCUAACCGAAUAUGAACGUGAAACUAUUGAGUAAUUUGGUCGUGCAAUUUUUUUUUUUUUAAUAUUUGUGUAAUAUCCGAUUCUUUAAUGCAAUUAUUGAAAUUGAAUAACAAUUAUGGUAGAUUUUUACGUCAAAUUCUAUGAUGCAACAGAUUUGUCAAAUAGUUUUUCAUGCUAAUUGCAUUUAUAUAUUGCAUUUUCUGAUGUAACAUUGCUUGUAACAAGUUGCAUUUUUCAUAGUUCACUAGAACAUUUCGAAUUUGUGACUCAACUCGACCGUUUCGGAAAAUUUCAGAUAGCGUUUUAUUUUUAAAAUUUUGCUACAGAUAUAAGGUGGCUCUUUUUUAUCUUAUGUAUUUCGAAAGAUGUAUUAUUUUGUACAUGUUUUCGAUCCGAUAUCUACAACAUACAAACUACUGACAAUAAUUUUAGCUGCGAGGUUUAUUUUCGCUAUUAAAAAAAGAAAUUUCUUGAAAAAAAGCAACAUUUCUUUCAGAUCAGUUUUAGUGGCCACUUCAAACUGGAACGUAGUAUAGCUUCGCUGCAUAAAAUAGUAGGGCGUUGUACUUAAGCGUGUGAGAUCACAAUAAGCCCGAUCACCAGUAAAAAUGGAACUCAAUUCGUGGCUAAAAUAUUAAAAAUCGUCGUGUCUAACUUUGUGGGGUCAGAAUACGUUCAACCACAACUAAGACCAAGUUAAUUAAGUCGACCACAAUAAGUUGACGCUUUAACUUAUCAAUGUCAUCAGCGGUGAGGAGUUACGUUAAUAAAUCGUCUUUGGAGCAAGCCAUCGAACUAUAUUUAAAAAGUAGAUAUUUUUUUAAACUUAAUGUAUCUGGAAAUAGUUCCAUUUACGACAAUUACUCUACAAUUUACGACUGUAAUUUGAAAUUGUGCCAAAUUUUAAAAUCACUGCCACAUGUAUGCCGAAAUUAUAGAUAGUUCGGUUUGUGUUCUUCUUGUUCGAGAUCGUGAAAAAUAAAUAAAAUUUCAUAAAUACAGGACAUAUUUCAAUAUUUUUAACAAUUACGUAUGUACUAGUCUGGUUUUAGUUUUAAAUUUUCUUUUCAGUAUGUUUUUAUCUUUAUCUGUUUCCGUAUAUUAUAAUAGUUUCUUUUAUAUUUUGCAAUAUAUCCAAGAAACAGUUACAUCUUUAGCUAAAUUAUGAUAAAUUAUUAGGUUUAAAACAAUACGUACAUAAUUGAUAAAAAAUAUUCACAGUUCACGUUUUGGGUACACAUAACACAAAUCUAAUAAAACAUAGCAUCUAUUAUUAUAUUUAGUACUAGCGACCCGCCCUCGCUUCGCUUCGGAAGCAUUAAAGCUUUUUAUUGAUAGCUGAGUCCCGCGAUAUUAUUGUCCUACCGCAGGUGACGCCGCGGCGCGAAGCUAGUCUAAAAAAAGUAGCUUAAGUUACUCCUUAUAUCAUCAGCUAUCAUCAUCAGUCUCGUCAAAAUCGGUCCAGGCGUUCCAGAGAUUGGCCGAAACAAACGAACAGACGGACAAAAAUUGUAAAAAGUUAUGUUGGUGUAGGUACCGUAUAUGUAUGUAGUAAAAAACGGUUAUUUCAAUAUUAUAAACAGACACUCCAAUUUUAUCUAUAUGUAUAGAAGAUACUAAGUAAUUAAAAAAAUGCUAAUACUUACAAUAAUCUUUAAUAAAUUGCUCUUUUUUCUAUUAUAAUAAACUAACAAGGCCUAAUUUAGUUCGUAAUUUUUUACAGCUAGCAUAAUCAUAAGUCUCGAAAUAUUUCACAGACAAUUCACAUCCGUAUAAUUGUGAAUUAGACCUUAUUCAGUGUUGUAUAAAAGGGUGUUAAAAAUAUGUAUAAAUAGCUCAUGUAAAAUUAAGUUUGAAGUUUUAUCUUUGCAUUUCAGUCAAAUUAUAAGUGAACUCGUUUUGAAUGAAAUCGGGGCACUUAAAAGCGAAAAGUAACAAGAAACAAGAAAAACAAACAUUACUCUACGGAACUUUUGUCGAGAAUUUAGAUUUUAGCUUAACAGAACGUGGUCAGAUAAUAAUGUAUGACUGAAAAACUGUUUUUGGGUUUGGCAACAUUACCAAUAAGCGAAUAGUAAGUGCGUUUCGAUCUCCGUAAAUUAUGAAAAUAUAACUAUUAUGACAAUUUAAAUUUUUAUUCCAUAAUAUAGAAUAAUUUUCAUAUCGAAAAAUAUGUUAAAAUAUUGAUUGCCAAAUCAUAAAAAAAACGGUUUCAACUUUUCAACCAACCGUUUUUUUGACACUAACCCUCCCUACAUCAUUUAAAUCAUUUAACCUUCAAGAAAUUACCAAGCGGCAUUCUUUUUCAAAUACACGUUCAUUAGGUGUAGUUGUUUGUAGCUAGAUCUAUAUAGGGUAAAUUGCGUGCGUCCGUCGGUUUAAGGGAAUGAUUGUUACCGAAAAAAGGUAGGGAGCCCACUGAAUAAGCCCUAAUGAGAAUCUUCGGGAUUCGCAUCUUUUAAUUCAAUUUAAGGUAGGUACUCAUUAGUUAAACAAGACGUUUAAUUAGAGAUUAGUCUGUAUAUUCCUCAAUUUUAAAUCGCAUUCCGCUACAGACACAUAAAAUAUUAGAAGCGAUUCUAUCGAAUAAUAGUGGAAAUACACUAGUUAUUUCAUUUGGUUUAUUUAUAUUAUCGUACUAUAUGUAUAUUCUGAAUAAAAUAGAAUUAUAGCAUUUAAUUAAAUUAUAUUUCUAGACUUAACUAGAAUGAAUAUCUGUGUCGGAUGACUAUAAUAUUUAAAAAAUUGAGAAAAGAAAUUUGUGACUCUAGACAAGUAACAAAUCACAAUAUAUUGGGUUUCUCAAACAGGCCCCGGAUUUCAAAGUUAAACAAACACUUGUUACAAAGUUUUUUCGUUUCUUACUUCUCUUGCUACUAAUGGGCGGACGCACGGUACUAAUAAUUAGUUUCUGUAAAUAGUAAAUUUUAGUCAGACUGAUAUUAAAGUCUCUAUUGAUUCGGAGCUUAUAAGUGUAAAUACGAUACAUUUUCUAGAUAUCUACGAACUCUAGUCAAUUUCAUUUAAAUGUUCUACGACAAUAUAAUUGUGUGUUUUGUAUAUAAUUUGAUUAUGCCUAUGACGAUAUAUGUAUGUUUGGUGUAAAAUAAAUUUAUUUAUGAGAA